This is a messenger RNA of Musa acuminata AAA Group (dessert banana), 1640 nucleotides long. RefSeq lists its product as uncharacterized. NCBI's taxonomy places the organism in Eukaryota, Viridiplantae, Streptophyta, Magnoliopsida, Zingiberales, Musaceae. The transcript has a single exon. The coding region runs from base 484 to 1344 and encodes 286 amino acids. The record is from RefSeq and is a predicted model, not a curated record.
CCAUUGUGCCCUUUUGCAGCUGGUCUUCCUUCUCAUUAUGGGCGCCACUACUCGUGCUGAGGACUGCGGGUAGUGCGGUGGCAUUUCAGCGGUCGGAGUAAGGCAAGAUUCCUCCUUUGCCUUCUUCUCUUAACGGAGUCCGUCUUCCCCCUCCUUUGCCUUUCUUGUUCUCCUUUGCUCUUCUAGUUGGGAUUUGAAUCGUCUGCUAGCUUCUCUGGAGCCUUGAAGUAGAGAAGGGAAGGGUGCGUUUCCUCGGAAUCUUGAAGAGUGCUGAUUGGAUUCUGUGGUGGAGAGGCCGCCCUUGUCCGUGGAUUCGCUUCGAAAUCCUCUGCUUUGUACCCUAAAAGAGGGAGGUUUGUUGAGGGGAACUCGUGACAGCGACACGCCGGGACGGCGUUUGUGAUAAGUCCUUCGGAGAUCUUGGCCGGAUCGUGGGGACGAGGCUCCUCAUUGCGCCGUCGGAAGUGGCCUUGGAGGAUCAGCAUGAGGGAUUUCCCUUCUUGUUUCGGCGAGAGCGGAAUUCAGGUUUCGGACUCCUCGUCCGGCGGCGCCGUUAAGAACGCGCACAAUCUGGUGACUUACUUCUACCGGGCGCGACGCGGCGGCCGUUCUUGCGUCGUCGCCGUUACGUGGAGCAAGACCCUGAUGGGUCAAGGGUUGACUGUCGGGAUCGACGAUGGCGAUGGCCAGUGUCUCUGUAAGGUGGACAUCAAGCCGUGGCUUUUUUCCAAGAGGAAAGGGUCUAAGAGCUUGGAGGUGGAGAGUAGCAAGGUGGACAUCGUAUGGGACUUGUCUGCUGCCAAGUUUGGGCCGGGGCCUGAGCCUUUGCAAGGUUACUAUGUUGCGGUUGUCUUUGAUCUACAGAUGGUCCUCUUGCUCGGUGAUCUGGCCAAGGAGGCCUACCGUAAGACUGCCGCAGUCCCUUCCACUUCCAAUAUGGCCUUCGUAGCCAAGCGGGAACAUAUAUCUGGCAAGAACCUCUACUGUACCAAGGCUCAGUUCUGCGACAAUGGGAAAGCUCAUGAUGUUGUAAUCGAGUGUGACACGGUUGGGCUUAAAGAUCCAUGCCUUGAGAUACAUAUCGACAAGAAGCGGGUAAUGCAAGUGAAGCGACUCGCUUGGAAGUUUCGUGGAAACCAGACAAUCCUGAUUGAUGGACUCCCUGUAGAGGUGUUUUGGGAUGUUCACAGCUGGCUCUUUGGUGUACCUGGCGGAAAUGCUGUCUUCAUGUUUCAAACUUGCCCCUCAGCUGAGAAGCUGUUGCCGUGGUUUCAGGGUUUCAAGCAGUCACAAUUGCAAGGUGUUGGCUUUUCAUUGAUAUUACACGCUUGGAAAAAUGAAUAGGUUAAGGCAAGAGGAUACUUUUUACUUCCUUGCCUUUUCCUUGGUGUGCUAACAAAAUUUAGCAUAUUAUUUGUCUUUAACGACGCCAGUGAGCCUCCCAUUUACUUCCUUUUCGUUUGCUAUUUCUCCUGUUUGAGUAGUUGGGAAGAUUCUGACAUAUAUAUGUUUCUUCUCUCUUGUGAGUUCGUGCAUUAUUUGGGUCAGGUUUUAAUGUUGUACUUUUUGUGUGGAUAAGAUAUGUUCCCUGUUAAACUCAUUCAAGAAAUGGGGACUCAGAAUUCCUUUUCUUGCUGAAA